AUGCCAAGGGGCUUCCUGGUGAAGCGAACUAAACGGACAGGCGGCGCUUACCGAGUGCGCCUCGCGCAGCGGGUCUUCCCCAAGCCGGAGCCUCAGGGGGCGCCGCCCUUCCCCAAGGAGGCUUCCCGUGCCCCGCAGCCGGAUACAGAGCGGCCGGCGCCCCCUAGCCCGGAGGAGCCCGGAAAGGGGCAGGAGGAAGUGGCGGCCCGGGAACUGUCGGGGUCACCGUGUCGGGCAGCGGGGGUGAGCCCGGGGCUGCGCGGGCGGGAAGGUGCAGAGUGGAGGGUGGAUGGCAGGGAGGGACCCUCCCUCCCUGGUCCCAGGCCCAGCUCCAGCCCUGCGAAGCCGGUGGGCACGGAGCUGCGCCGGGCGUUUCUGGAGCGCUGCCUCAGCUCGCCGGUCUCCGCAGAGUCCUUCCCCGGGGGCGCCGCCGUGGCUGCUUUUUCUUGUUCAGUGGCACCAUCAGCCGUACCAACCCCAGGGGAGCAGUUCCAGCUGCCUCUCCGGGCACCAUUCCCAGAGCCCGCGCUUCAUCCGGACCCGGCGCCCCUCUCCGCCACCCUGCACAGCCUGAAGCGGCCGGCGGCUGGCGAACGCCGCGCUAAGGCGCCUCCGGGCUGCGUGUCUGGACCUGCGGCUACGGGAGUCAAGAAGCCAAAGGCUGUGAGGAAGUUGAGCUUCGCGGAUGAAGUGACCACAUCUCCCGUCCUGGGCUUGAAGAUCAAGGAGGAGGAGCCCAGAGCCCCGUCCCGGGGCCCAGCGAGCGGCCGCACGCCACUGGGGGAGUUCAUCUGCCAGCUGUGCAAGGAGCAGUACGCGGACCCCUUCGCGCUGGCUCAGCAUCGCUGCUCCCGCAUCGUCCGCGUUGAGUACCGCUGCCCGGAGUGCGACAAGGUCUUCAGCUGCCCAGCGAACCUCGCCUCGCACCGCCGCUGGCACAAGCCCCGUCCUACAGUGGCAAACGCGGCCACGGUCUCCUCGAUUGACGGGAAGCUUCCUCCUUCGUCCUCCCCGGAUCCUGGGCCUGUUGCUUUUCUGGCAAAGGGGAAGGAGAAUAGCCGGGCAGAACAGACAGAAAAUCAGCACCUGCAGCCCAGGGACAGCUCCGGGGCAGAGCAGCGCCCAGACAGCGUCCAGGCCCCGAGCCUCCAGAUGCUGUCUCACCUCGAGGCACCGCUCCCUCGGGUUCCCUACUCGGAGGGGGUGUUAGGAAGCCGGGUGCCUGGGCCGAGCACUGCCAGCAGUGUCGGGGAACCUGAGAUCUUCUUGUGCCCCUAUUGCCACAAAAAGUUCCGUCGCCAAGCCUAUCUGCGCAAGCAUCUGGGCACUCACGACGCGGCCUCGGCCCGUGCGCUUGCCCCAGGCUUUGGCUCCGAACGCGGCGCCCCACUGGCCUUCGCUUGCCCACUAUGCGGGGCGCACUUCCCUUCUGCAGACAUCAGGGACAAACACAGGCUGUGGCAUGCUGUCCGGGACGAGCUGCUCCUGCCGGCUUUGGCCGGGGCACCCCCAGAAGCUCCGAGCCCGGGAGGGGCACCCGACGGGAGUGCUCAGCAAAUUUUCUCGUGCAAGCACUGUCCGUCCACUUUUUUUAGCUCCCCGGGGCUGACCCGACACAUUAACAAGUGCCACCCCUCAGAAAGCCGGCAGGUACUGCUGCUGCAGAUGCCACUGCGGCCAGGCUGUUGA
Artibeus jamaicensis (Jamaican fruit-eating bat) is the source of this 1689-nucleotide messenger RNA. It is a transcript of the gene INSM2, whose product is annotated as INSM transcriptional repressor 2. Lineage: Eukaryota; Metazoa; Chordata; Mammalia; Chiroptera; Phyllostomidae. The transcript has a single exon. The record is from RefSeq and is a predicted model, not a curated record. The coding region runs from base 1 to 1689 and encodes 562 amino acids. Gene Ontology annotation, molecular function: DNA-binding transcription repressor activity, RNA polymerase II-specific; RNA polymerase II cis-regulatory region sequence-specific DNA binding. Gene Ontology annotation, biological process: neuron differentiation; negative regulation of transcription by RNA polymerase II; regulation of cell cycle process. Gene Ontology annotation, cellular component: nucleus; transcription repressor complex.